Messenger RNA from Lentinula edodes (shiitake mushroom), 1038 nucleotides. RefSeq lists its product as uncharacterized. The record is from RefSeq and is a predicted model, not a curated record. The transcript has 7 exons. NCBI's taxonomy places the organism in Eukaryota, Fungi, Basidiomycota, Agaricomycetes, Agaricales, Omphalotaceae. Bases 1 to 1038 code for a protein of 345 amino acids.
AUGCCUAACUCCUCAGGAGUUAAUGGACACCAAAAUGGGACUCGCCCAGCAGAUGUUUGGCUCCAGGAAAUUCUGCAACAAUAUGCACAUCGCAAUCUGUCUUUGAAGCAAAGACUCCAGUAUCUUCAGGAGAAGGAGGGAUACAAAAUCAGUAUGACAACUUUGAAAAAACUUAAUCGUCAAUUUCAAAUACCAACAGUCAAUAAACCUCCACCACUUCCAGUUGCAACUACUUCUGUUACAAAAGCUGUUUCUGCUGAUAUUGCUGCACAAAAUGGACCUUCAACCAUUCAGCAAAAUCUUAGACUUGAACAUAAUAUUUUUAUACCUCGUGAUACUGUACAGUCUAUCAUGAGAGACAAUUUUCCACAUGGAGCAGAAACUCGAUUUCCAGGGAAAAGGAUACCUAGACCCCGGGGUUUGCUUCACUUAGGUGAUGGAGUUUUUCAAGAAGUCCAUGAUGAUGGUCAUGAAAAAAUGAACUGGAAAGCUCUUCGCAUGGGUUCUGCAAGCAUAGGCAUUUAUGGAUUACGGGACCAUUCAUCUGGUAAAAUUCUUUUUGAGAUUGUAGUACCUAAUGCUCGGUGCUCUAGCACAGUCAGACACAUUUAUUUGGACUUUGUUGAAAAAUAUGGCAUGAUAUGCCAGCAGCUUACAGUUGAUGGAGGAAGUGAAACAGGAGAAAUGUAUGCUUGUCAUACAGCCCUCCGUGAAAAAUAUGCAGCUGAUUUAGAGAGACCUGCCUUUGUGGCUCUCCCAAGUACAUUGAAUAUUGUGAUUGAGGGAUCCUGGGGCCACUGGCUUAAAUUCAAAGGAAAAACCAUUCGGUCAGCAAUUGAACUUGGUAAGGAGCAGGGGUACUUUCAGCCUGGCAGUGACCUUCAUCUCAAUCUCUUCAACUGGAUCUGGCCAAAAAUAGUUCAACUUGGUGUCAAUGAGUUUGUCCACUAUUGGAACAAUCACAAAACUCGGACACAACAGGCAGCCAAUAUACCAUCUGGGGUUGCUCCAAAUGUUAUAUUUGAUUUUCUGUCAUAA